This is a messenger RNA of Catharus ustulatus (Swainson's thrush), 3324 nucleotides long. Its product is annotated as V-set and immunoglobulin domain-containing protein 4-like. The transcript has 8 exons. Gene Ontology annotation, molecular function: complement component C3b binding. The coding region runs from base 1 to 1200 and encodes 399 amino acids. The record is from RefSeq and is a predicted model, not a curated record. Lineage: Eukaryota; Metazoa; Chordata; Aves; Passeriformes; Turdidae. Gene Ontology annotation, biological process: negative regulation of complement activation, alternative pathway; negative regulation of interleukin-2 production; negative regulation of T cell proliferation.
AUGGGAGUGAUGCUGCGAGCAGCCCUGCUCCUGAGCUCCCUUCUCCAGUGCAGCGCUUUUCUGGAACUGAGUGGCUCCAGUGAGAUCAAAGGUGUCUGGAAGGACUCUAUCACUCUGCCUUGUGCCUAUGUGCCUGUGGAGGAUCUUGUGCAGCAAACCCUCACCUGGAGUGUGGUACAUGACAAGGGUUCAGGCACCAUCCUUCGGAGGGAUAGCUCUGGUGACCACAUCCUCCUGUCUGAGUACAGGGACAGAGUCAGCAUCCCAAAGGAUGUCCCAGGAAAUGUGUCUCUCCUCAUCCUGAGCCUGGAGAUCUCUGACAGAGGGACCUACACUUGCCAUGUCACCUGGAGAGACAGCAACAACAGCCUGAUAGCAAAGGCAAUCACCACCAGUUUGGAGGUUGUUAAAGUGGCAGCCACCAAGCCCAUCAUCAGAGCGGAGCCGGGGCUGACGCUGCCGGCCGGAGCCAGCGCCAGCCUGACCUGCGAGGCCAGCGGCUCCCCUCCCAUCAGCUACCGCUGGUUCCGCAGCUCCCCGGCGGCCACAGCCCAGCUCCCGAGCAGCGGGGCUGAGCUCGCCUGGUCCAGCCUGCGGCCCUCGGACAGCGGCUCGUACUUCUGCGAGGCGGAGAACAGGGCUGGGGCCGGCGCCGUGCAGCGCAGCGAUGCUGUGCAGCUCACGGUGACAGAUCUGCCCACAACAACAGCAACCUUGCAGAGGAGUGUGGUAACCACAGGGGGACACCACUCAACCAUAGGUGGAGGGCUGGAAAUGCACUGUCAGACUUUAACUCAUGUUUGUUUAGCAGAACUGCCCAUAGCAGCAACGACUUCUGAGAGUGGUGUGGGAUACCCAAGGAAGAAUGAAACAAUUAGUGAUUCCCAGAGGACUGGCUUGCCCCUGUACCUGGUCGUCCUGAUUGCUGUGGUGUGUGGUGCUGUGGUUUUCCUUGUCAUCUCUCUCAUCAUGUGCGUUAGAAAGCCCAAAGAUGCUCAAGUCUAUGACGUAAAAUUCCAUAACUCAAGAGCAGCAGCUUCUUCAAACACGCAUCACUAUGAGGAACCCAUCUGCGCCACUGAAAACAACUAUGUGAUGGAGCUUGGGGAGAGCAAAACCUCUGAAGAAGUAAAUAAGAAUGUGUCUGACUGUGUUGCAACCCCCCAGGAAUCCGAGUAUGAAGUAGGGGACACUUCCUGAGAGCCAACAAUGCUCUGCAGAUACCAGUCCUGAGGAACACUUUCACCCAGACAAAAUACAUAUUUUUCACUUUUGCCCCUGACAAAUAGGUUGGACAAGCAGUGGCUGUUCUCCCUUCACACUAUCCCUGCAGUGAAAAUGAACAUCUUGUCAGGAAUCUGCUGUAUAGAACUCCUGAUUCUGUUUACCUUGAUUCCCUCUCACCACCUCUAUCCAAGAAAGCCCUCUGAAAGCUGCAGCAUGCAGGUCCCAGGCUAGAGCACUGUACUGAAAUUACUGCUUUCUCUGGCCAAAAGGACCAGUGUUCCCAGCCUUUGUGUGGUGCAAGGAGAGCCAGCACUGAGGGCUGCUCAGCAUCCCCCUCCCUCUGGGUGAACAGGGCAGGAUGGGGCUGGCUUGGGAGUUGAUGGUUCUUCUCCUGCCCACCUGCUGCUGCACAGAUUUAACAUGAGAGACCUUCUAGAAACACUGAAAGGCAGAUUAAAGCCAAGAGAAACUCAGGAACCUGCCACCCUAGGAGAAGCAAGAGUGGCCUGUGCAGUCCUUGUGCUGCCCUUGGUCCCCUCUGCAGCCCUGCAGAGAGGUCUGGACACCCUGGCCACAGCUCUGGGUGCUUCUGGCACUGCAACCAGGCACGUUCUGACUGAGCUCAGGUUCUGUUCUCUCUUGAAAGGUAUGAUGGAUAUUUGAAAGAAGUUAGAUACUUUUCCAUAAGUUUGGGGUAGAAUUGCUUACACAUGCCUCACAUAUUUUGCUGUGUGCAUUUCUGCACAGCUGGCUCAUUUUGCCACUCACAGCCCCUCACUAGGUGCUCAAGAAGUACCUUCCUCCCAGAUUAAAAGGCCUGCAGGGUACGUUAUGAAUAAUUUCUGUGGCCCUGAGUAAAUCUAUCAUGCAGAAUUUCAGAAGAACCUUUUUAUAGCAAACAGGGCAAUCCUGUGUUACAUUAAAAGCCAUGCAGGCAGAUGCAAAACUGAGAGUGACCUGAGGGAUGAGCAAGACAUUGGUAACACAGGCACAGGAUUAAUGGGCCCCUGGCUGUGCUGCUCACACUGAGGACAGCUCUGCAGCUGCAGAUCUCUGAGCAUCAGUUCAAAACUCAGCAGAAAUCAAAGGGAGUGUGAAGUGUUAAUGGAAAGGUAUUCCAGUCAAAAAACAGGAUUGUGGUAGUGUAAAGCCCCUGGAAUGUUGCUAAUUUCUGUAUGCAUGUUGGCCUCAUCUUGGGUUUAGCAGAGCAAAAAAAGUUACUGAGGAGAAGAAACAAAUGAGCAAAGUGUUCCCACAGGGGUCAGGGCUGAGAAGGUAAAGGGGCUACUUGUUUACAGCUUCUCUGAAAAGGAUGCAGAACGUAGUGAUAAUUGUCUGGUAGCACUUCCAAAGGGCAAGGAAAAGAACUUCUUUGCAUGCAACACAGAAAUAAAUGUGGAACACAGUACUGCUCACCCGAGGCUGAGAGCCAGGGCUGUAAUGGGAAAUUAGAGGGAUUAAUGAUUUAUUUAAGAGUUCAUCAGAAUGCACAAACUACCAGGCACGCUUUCCAGGCACUUAUGAGUGACCUUAUACUUUCUCCUGUCCUACAACUUUUAUUUUUCUUUGUGAAGAAUGUACUUAAAAAUCAAGGGCUGGGACAUCUUGAUCUCUGAAUGAAGAGGGAAUACCUGGCAGCUGCUGGUGCUGUCAUGGAGAAAACUGUCACUAUGCAGCUAAUUGUAGAUGUGGAGAAAAUAGGUCUGAGUGUGAGGUCAGAGGAGGCAGGAAGGACAUGUUAGAAGGUGCUGGAGCAUAGCCCAUCCAUCUGAACUCCGUCUGACUGCUGUGGUCACCUGAAAUGACCUGCAGUGCUCUUCAUCUUCAGGGUCAGGGUGUGGCCAGAGCUCCAGCUGGAGAAGGGAGCACUGAGGGAGGGCAGAGAUGCAGAGAGAAAGGGUGACCCACUGAGGGACAGGGUGGUCAGUCACACCAUGGUCUGAGCUCUCACUGCUGAAACCCCAUGGGAAAUGGCUGCCAGGAAUCCCACAGCUUGCCCCAAAAUCACUCAAUUCCAGCUGUACUGCAAAGCCACAGGCACUACAGCCCUGCCAAUGUGGUUAAACAGCAGUGUUAUCCUGGCUGGACAGCCAGCAC